Messenger RNA from Ornithorhynchus anatinus (platypus), 491 nucleotides. It is a transcript of the gene KISS1, whose product is annotated as KiSS-1 metastasis suppressor. Lineage: Eukaryota; Metazoa; Chordata; Mammalia; Monotremata; Ornithorhynchidae. Gene Ontology annotation, molecular function: kisspeptin receptor binding. Gene Ontology annotation, biological process: positive regulation of cytosolic calcium ion concentration; G protein-coupled receptor signaling pathway. The record is from RefSeq and is a predicted model, not a curated record. The transcript has 2 exons. Gene Ontology annotation, cellular component: neuron projection. Bases 1 to 480 code for a protein of 159 amino acids.
AUGAGCUCCUUGACUUCUCUGCUGCUGCUGCUGUUCCUCUGCGCAUUCCCAUUUGGAGAGACAGUGGAGAAAUUCACCCCCAUUCAGAACCCCAGAUUUUCAGGAAGGCGGUCUCGGCAGCUAGCCAGCCUGUUGGAGCAGACCCCGGGCCUGUGGGAACCUGUCCGGGAGCGGACUCGGGGCCAGUGGGAGCGGACCCCGGGCCAGUGGGAACGGACCCCUCCGUGUCUGGACAAGAAGCCCGGGCCAGAGGCAGCUGAACAGACCGCCAGGUUGGCCCUGCUCUGCCCGCCGGAGGAGUCCCCGGGCCAGGUGUGGCGAGGGCUCUGCCCCACCCAGAGCCAGCUGGUGACGGGCCCCCAGGGCGGCAUGCUGGUGGAGCAGGAGAAGGACCUGUCCGCUUACAACUGGAAUUCCUUCGGCUUGCGCUAUGGGAAGCGGCACGCGGGCGUGCUCAAGGCUCGGCUGAAGAUCUGGUAGAGGCCGGCAGG